GCCGACAAGCCCCUGGAGAAGCCCCUGAAGCUAGUCCUCAAAGUCGGAGGAAGCGAAGUGACUGAACUCUCAGGAUCCGGCCACGACUCCAGUUACUAUGACGACAGGUCAGACCAUGAGCGAGAGAGGCACAAAGAAAAGAAAAAGAAGAAGAAGAAGAAAUCCGAGAAGGAGAAGCAUCUGGACGAUGAGGAAAGGAGGAAGCGAAAGGAAGAGAAGAAGCGGAAGCGAGAGAGGGAGCACUGUGACACGGAGGGAGAGGCUGACGACUUUGAUCCUGGGAAGAAGGUGGAGGUGGAGCCGCCCCCAGAUCGGCCAGUCCGAGCGUGCCGGACACAGCCAGCCGAAAAUGAGAGCACACCUAUUCAGCAACUCCUGGAACACUUCCUCCGCCAGCUCCAGAGAAAGGAUCCCCAUGGAUUUUUUGCUUUUCCUGUCACGGAUGCAAUUGCUCCCGGAUAUUCAAUGAUAAUAAAACAUCCCAUGGAUUUUGGCACCAUGAAAGACAAAAUUGUAGCUAAUGAAUACAAAUCAGUUACGGAAUUUAAGGCAGAUUUCAAACUGAUGUGUGAUAAUGCAAUGACAUACAAUAGGCCAGAUACCGUGUACUACAAGUUGGCGAAGAAGAUACUUCACGCAGGCUUUAAGAUGAUGAGCAAAGAGCGGCUGUUAGCUUUGAAGCGCAGCAUGUCGUUUAUGCAGGACAUGGAUUUUUCUCAGCAGGCAGCUCUUCUGGGCAAUGAGGAUACAGCUGUUGAGGAACCUGUCCCUGAAGUUGUACCCGUACAAGUAGAAACUGCCAAGAAAUCCAAAAAGCCGAGUAGAGAAGUGAUCAGCUGCAUGUUUGAGCCUGAAGGGAAUGCCUGCAGCUUGACGGACAGUACCGCAGAGGAGCACGUGCUGGCGCUGGUGGAGCACGCGGCUGACGAGGCUCGGGACAGGAUCAACCGGUUCCUCCCAGGCGGCAAGAUGGGCUAUCUGAAGAGGAACGGGGACGGGAGCCUGCUCUACAGCGUGGUCAACACGGCCGAGCCGGACGCUGAUGAGGAGGAGACCCACCCGGUGGACUUGAGCUCGCUCUCCAGUAAGCUGCUCCCAGGCUUCACCACGCUGGGCUUCAAAGAUGAGAGAAGAAACAAAGUCACCUUUCUCUCCAGUGCCACUACUGCGCUUUCGAUGCAGAAUAAUUCAGUAUUUGGUGACUUGAAGUCGGACGAGAUGGAGCUGCUGUAUUCAGCCUACGGAGAUGAGACAGGCGUGCAGUGUGCGCUGAGCCUGCAGGAGUUUGUGAAGGAUGCUGGGAGCUACAGCAAGAAAGUGGUGGAUGACCUCCUGGACCAGAUCACAGGUGGAGACCACUCCAGGACGCUCUUCCAGCUGAAGCAGAGAAGAAACGUUCCCAUGAAACCUCCAGAUGAAGCCAAGGUUGGGGACGCCCUAGGAGACAGCAGUGGCUCUGUUCUGGAUUUCAUGUCGAUGAAGUCGUAUCCCGACGUCUCUGUGGAUAUCUCCGUGCUCAGCUCUCUGGGGAAGGUGAAGAAGGAGCUGGACCCCGACGACAGCCAUUUGAACUUGGAUGAGACAGCCAAGCUCCUGCAGGACCUGCACGAAGCACAGGCAGAGCGCGGCGGCUCUCGGCCGUCGUCCAACCUCAGCUCCCUGUCCAACGCCUCCGAGAGGGACCAGCACCACCUGGGAAGCCCUUCUCGCCUGAGUGUCGGGGAGCAGCCAGAUGUCACCCACGACCCCUAUGAGUUUCUUCAGUCUCCAGAGCCUGCGGCCUCCACCAAGACCUAACUCUAGACCACCUGCAGCUCUUUUGUUUCAUUUUUUUAGUUUUAUUUUGCAUGUGUAGAGUUUUUGUCAUCGGACAAGGACUUUGAUCUUCCCCCUCUGGCAUGCGGGAAGCAACCCUGGGGAGGUAACGAAUUGUCUGUGGUAUCAUGUCAGCGAGAGAGUCUCUGUGCCCAGCCCCGUGAACCCGGGGGAGUGGAGUCAUACGCAGAGGCCGUGUGGCCAUCGUGUCAGCGAGAGAGUGUGCACAGCCCCGUGAACCCAGGGGAGUGGAGUCAUGCAUGAAGGGCGUAUGGCCGGGCCGCGGAACCGUGUGCAAUCUGUGUCCAAAUAUCACGUGUGGCUCCAGCCCUUGUUUCUGCCAGUGUAGACACCUCUGUCUGCCCCCCUGUCCUGGGGUCGCUCUUGGGAGGCACAGGCGUGGGUGUGUCUGGCCUCCUUCUCUUAUCAGUCCUGCGUGUUCCUCUCAUUGUUUGUGUUUCCCAGGCAGGCCGUGGUAGGGGCCUCGCAGGGGCCAGUGGGGAGCGCAGGGCCAGGCUGGGGUGAGGAGAGCCCCCCCCGUUUUCUGUUCAUUUGAUGAGCCUGAGAAAGGAGUGCUUCUGCCUGCCCGUUACAGUGGAGCGUUCCGUGUCCAUAAAACGUUUUCUAACUGG
Messenger RNA from Mandrillus leucophaeus (drill), 2447 nucleotides. It is a transcript of the gene BRD9, whose product is annotated as bromodomain containing 9. The transcript is spliced from 15 exons. Lineage: Eukaryota; Metazoa; Chordata; Mammalia; Primates; Cercopithecidae. Gene Ontology annotation, biological process: regulation of transcription by RNA polymerase II. The record is from RefSeq and is a predicted model, not a curated record. The coding region runs from base 466 to 1797 and encodes 443 amino acids. Gene Ontology annotation, cellular component: nucleus.